Messenger RNA from Guyanagaster necrorhizus, 516 nucleotides. RefSeq names its product 1-Cys peroxiredoxin isozyme. Bases 1 to 516 code for a protein of 171 amino acids. Gene Ontology annotation, molecular function: thioredoxin peroxidase activity. Gene Ontology annotation, biological process: cellular response to oxidative stress; hydrogen peroxide catabolic process; cell redox homeostasis. NCBI's taxonomy places the organism in Eukaryota, Fungi, Basidiomycota, Agaricomycetes, Agaricales, Physalacriaceae. Gene Ontology annotation, cellular component: peroxisome; cytoplasm; mitochondrion. The transcript has 6 exons. The record is from RefSeq and is a predicted model, not a curated record.
AUGGCACCCACAAUCAAGGUCGGCGAUACGAUACCUGAAACAACAUUCACCUACAUUGCAUAUACACCCGAGCUAGAAGCCAAGCUUGCUUGUGGUAUUCCCACGAAGCUUAACACUAACUCGUGGAAGGGAAAGAAGAUCGUACUUUUUUCUGUUCCAGGAGCCUUCACUCCUACCUGCCAUGUGAAUCACCUUCCCCCCUACAUCGAGAAGUACGAUGAGUUCAAGGCGAAAGGUGUUGAUGCUAUCGCCGUAGUUGCUGCGAAUGACGCUUUCGUUCUGAGCGGAUGGGGAAGAUUCGAAGGCGUUCAAGACAAAUUUCUAAUGCUUUCUGACACAGAUGCUAAAUGGUCUGAAAGCAUGGGACUUUCUGUGGAUCUCUCCGCUGUUGGCUUUGGUACUCGUACAGCCCGCUACGCUAUGAUCAUCGACGAUCUCGUGGUGAAAUAUGUAGAGCUUGAACCUGCUAAGGGAGUCACCGUUUCUGGAGCGGAUGCUGUUCUGUCCAAACUCUGA